UUGAGGGGUCAUUUUGAAGAUAUAGCCAAGAGAAAUCCCUCCCGUUUCUUCUUUUCAUCUCUCACAACGCUGUAGUUUCAUCUCCUUUACCACAGAACCCACUCCCUGCUAUUGAACCCCAUCGCCCCUCAAACCCAGCUUAUCACUAGCUUCCCUUCGAGGCUUCGCCAUCAUCCCUAGCACGAAACGCCUACAUCACCUUCCUCCUCUCGCAAGCUCCAUCUCUCCGCCAGUCCCUCCCUUCGCAUAAACCAGUCCCGACACCCAAUCUCCCUAACCAUUUUCCCUUUUCAUCAGCUCCUACGCCAUUCCUCCGAUGAGCUGAUCCUUCAUCGUCUCGUCUUCAUUCAAACCCACGCCAUCCUGUCCAUUGACAGAUCGAAAACAGUCUAUUACCACACAGGAGACCCUCACCUGCCCAGCACCAUCCCCUUCUUCCCGUUGCGCGACGUCGCACCUCCAUCAACAACUCAACACCCGAAUCUGUUAACCCAUUCCCACUACAGCUUCUUUCCAACAUCCUUAUCCAUUUUCAUUACCCAGAAAUAUUGAGCUCACUCCCGUGUUUUUUUUUUGCCCACACACUCCCGUGUUUCACUAUCUCCAUUUUAGCCCAACGCCCCAUUACCAGUUCCUCUAACCUUAAAAUUUUCUUUUCUUUUCUUUUUCUCUCUCUUUCUUCCGCAGGUUGCCUUUUGCUAUCCGGAGAAUCGGUUCUGAUUCCGAAGAGUUCUUGAAGUUGCAGUCUCUGCUCUUGCAUGUCUAUGUCCAGGAGUCUCGAAAUUUCUACUUCACCUUCCUUCCUCACCAUUAGCUUCUGGAGCUAAGAAUUCGGCUGGUUGAUGGGUUUGUUAAAAUUUCUUGUCUAAUGCCUGCUUCAUCUUGUUGCCACAACAACUUCACUACUUGAGUCCCAGUCUCACUUGCUCAACUUGAUUGGCAGGCUGGAGCUAUUUCAUGUGGGAGCUUCAUUAUUGAUCAAUCACCAAUGAGUAGGAUUUCUUGAGAUUGUAUAUCACUACUGAUGUUCAGAAGCAGCAAUAUUGUUGCCAGGAUUUUUGAGCGCCAAGUUCGUACUCCUCCUCCUGGCACUAGUGUUAACUGCGCUAGGCAAUUUUAUGAGAAUUUAUUCCCAAGUUAUACUGUAUAUGAUGUUGAGUGCCCAGAUCAUUCAUUCCGCAAAUUCACUGAUGAUGGUCAAUACCUCAUUAGUUUUAGCAGAAAUCACCAGGAUCUGAUUGUUUAUAGACCAAAAUGGUUCACAUAUUCAUGCAAAGAAGAAGAUUGUGAUCUUCCCUCAAGAGCAAAGAAGUUUGACAGCUUCUUUACGCAACUGUACUGUGUUUCACUUGCUUCCAGCAAUGAGGUUAUAUACAAAGAUUUCUUUCUUUAUGUGGAGAGUAGUCAAUUUGGUUUGUUUGCUACUUCUACUGCACAAUUUCAUGAUACGCCUGCUAUAGGAGGAGCUGUUCAGGGAGUCCCCUCCAUAGAAAGGAUUACUUUCCACCUUUUGAGAUUGGAGGAUGGAGAAAUUCUGGAUAAGAAGGUCUUUAGGAAUGAUUUUGUUAAUCCGGCCCACAACAUGGGUGCCUUCUUAUAUGAUGAUUUGCUGGCAAUUGUGUCGCUUCGUUAUCAAACAAUACACAUUCUUCAAAUUAGAGAAUCUGGUAACCUUGUUGAUGUUCGUGCUAUAGGUACAUUUUGCCGUGAAGAUGAUGAGCUUUUUCUCAAUUCCAGCACUCAGUGCAUGGCAAUUGUUGACAAAAGUAAAAUGCAUCAGUCUUCUUGGAGUCAUGUUGAAAACAGUGUGAAUAAUACCCAACCCAGUUCAGAAAAUUCUUUUCUGAGUGGUAUUAAACAACGUUUGCUCUCUUUCAUUUUUCGAGGAAUAUGGAAUGAAGAAAGGCAUAAUUCCCAGAGGGUACAAGGCUUGAAGAAGAAGUUCUACUUCCAUUUUCAAGAUUAUGUUGACUUGAUUAUCUGGAAGGUACAAUUCUUGGAUCGUCAUCACCUGCUAAUCAAGUUUGGUAGUGUAGAUGGGGGGGUAUCAAGAAGCGCUGAUCACCAUCCUUCGUUCUUUGCUGUAUAUAACAUGGAUACAACUGAAAUUGUUGCUUUUUACCAGAAUUCAGCAGAUGAGCUGUACCUCUUGUUUGAGCAGUUCUGCGACCACUUCUAUGCAACAUCAAGAAAUUCAUUGUACAUGAAUUUUAUAUCUUCCCAUUCAAAUAACAUUCAUGCUUUUGAGCAACUACAAUCAAUAAAGAACAAAGCUAGCAACUUCUCUCAGUUUGCAAAAAAGAUGCUGGCUUCUUUGCCUUUCAGCUGUCAAUCAUUGAGUCCUUCUCCCUAUUUUGAUCACUCUCUCUUCCGCUUUGAUGAAAAGCUCAUAUCUGCUACUGACCGGCAUCGGCCUUCGACGGACCAUCCCAUCAAAUUUAUUUCCAGAAGGCAACCAUGUACUCUCAAAUUUAAGAUUAAGCCAGGUCCUGAAGCUGGAAGUGUAGAUGGUCGAACGAAAAAGCUGUCAUCAUUCCUUUUUCAUCCAUUUUUGCCCUUAGCUCUCUCAAUUCAACAAACGGCCUUCUUGCAGCCAUCAGUUAAUAUUCACUUCAGAGGAUGAAUUGAAGAUUGAUGGUAUCUCUUUUGCUUAUCGAUGUCCAUUUUGUAAUGCACCAUUUUCUGAGAUUUGAGAUGAAAUUGUGAGCAUUGUAGAGUUAUUACGUUUCUAUUAAUAUAUAAUUAUUCAAAUGGAUGUUAAAAAUAAGUUUCUUUUGUAAGAAUUAAUUUAAUAUGGAAAAACAAUACCCAUCAGCAUUGUAUUUUAUUUAUUUAUUUUUUAAAUUCCACUCCA
Manihot esculenta (cassava) is the source of this 2854-nucleotide messenger RNA. Its product is annotated as light-mediated development protein DET1. The transcript has 13 exons. The coding region runs from base 1025 to 2623 and encodes 532 amino acids. NCBI's taxonomy places the organism in Eukaryota, Viridiplantae, Streptophyta, Magnoliopsida, Malpighiales, Euphorbiaceae. Gene Ontology annotation, molecular function: ubiquitin protein ligase binding; ubiquitin-like ligase-substrate adaptor activity. Gene Ontology annotation, cellular component: cullin-RING ubiquitin ligase complex; nucleus. The record is from RefSeq and is a predicted model, not a curated record. Gene Ontology annotation, biological process: positive regulation of proteasomal ubiquitin-dependent protein catabolic process; carbohydrate metabolic process; protein ubiquitination.